AUGGAAGAGAUCAACACUGCCGAAACGUCGGCGCCCGUAGCAGAGGCAUACCCUGAGCGCGGCGUGAAAGCCUACAGCGUCAUCCUCGGCGCUUGGCUUGCCCUCUUUCCAGCUUCAGGACUACUUAACUCCACCGGCAUCUUCCAGGCGUACCUCGUCAAAAACCAGUUGAUAGGCUACAUAGAAAGCGAAGUCGGUUGGAUCUUCAGUACUUUUGCGUUCCUCUUCUUCUUUGGGGGUUUGCAAGUCGGACCCAUCUUCGACAAAUAUGGUCUUCGAAUAUUGUUGCCCACCGGAGCCGCCGGUUUCGUUGUUUCUCUGAUAUGCACAAGUUUCUGCAAAACAUACUACCAAUUUCUCCUCGCUUUCAGUAUCCUGGGCGGCACCGCCUCCUCCAUCCUAUGGACCUCCAGCAUUGCUACUUUAGGACACUGGUUCCAAUUGAAUCGCGGCCUCGCAACCGGCCUCGCAACGACUGCUGGCGGAUUCGGCGGCGUUAUCUACCCUUUGCUCUUCAACCAGCUCACUACCCAAAUUGGCUUCGCCUGGUCGAUCCGCUGCUUCGCCCUGCUCAGCGCAUUCUGCUUUCUCCUCAGCUUGUUGCUCCUGAAGACACGUCUCCCGCGAAACAGACAAGCACGCCUGAUCGUUGAUUGGCGCGGUUUCAAAGAUGUUCGUUUCGUACUCACCAUGUCCGCAAUCUUCAUCCUUGACUGGGCUGUCCUCGUUCCGCCCGCGUACAUCACGACUUACUCCAGUUCCCGCAACUUCAACAGCAUCUCUCCUCACAUUCUUGCCAUACUAAACGCCGCCUCAAUCUUCGGUCGCGGCAUUCCCGGCCCAGUCGCUGACAGACUUGGCCGUUUCAACAUCAUGAUCCUCUGCUCGGCUAUAUGUGCGCUUUCGAUUUUUGGGCUCUGGCUCAACGCUGGGUCAAGCGUUGUAGCGAUCGUCGCAUUCGCCAUCCUCUACGGAUUCUUUAGUGGCUCGGCGUACAGUCUGACACCGGUGUGUGUAGCGCAGUUGUGUCGGACAGAGGAUUAUGCGAGUCGCUAUGGGACGGCGUAUGGGGUCGUUAGCUUGGCGACAUUGGCCGGGAUACCGAUCUCGGGGAAUAUCCUGAGUGCGGGAAAGGGUGAGAACUACCAGGCGCUGAUACUUUUCUGUGGUGCAGCAUAUACAGGAAGUACAUGGUUGUUCCUCAUUGCAAGAGGAGUUGGUGGCGGUUGGAGGGUGCGGACAAAGUUUUAG
This is a messenger RNA of Exophiala aquamarina CBS 119918, 1251 nucleotides long. RefSeq lists its product as uncharacterized. Gene Ontology annotation, biological process: transmembrane transport. The record is from RefSeq and is a predicted model, not a curated record. NCBI's taxonomy places the organism in Eukaryota, Fungi, Ascomycota, Eurotiomycetes, Chaetothyriales, Herpotrichiellaceae. Gene Ontology annotation, molecular function: transmembrane transporter activity. The coding region runs from base 1 to 1251 and encodes 416 amino acids. Gene Ontology annotation, cellular component: fungal-type vacuole membrane. The transcript has a single exon.